Paramecium primaurelia is the source of this 1150-nucleotide messenger RNA. The record is from the annotation of a GenBank genome assembly. Lineage: Eukaryota; Ciliophora; Oligohymenophorea; Peniculida; Parameciidae.
AUGAAACCUUACACUUAUCAACAUCGUGUAUCAUAAUUAGAUGAUAUGGAUGAUCAUUCAGUGUUGUCUAAGUCCAAAUUACAUGGAUUCUACUAUUAUGCACAUAUGUUGGGAAUCUAUUACUUAAUUGAUCUCAUCUAUUUUAAUUAGUUAGGGACUAUACUAGCUAAUUCACCAACUAUAUCUGCUGUGAAGAGAGAUGGUAUUUUAAUGAUAAUCUGGGCUAUCUAUGUAAAUUAUAAUUACUUAUAUUAGUCAUUCACAUAUCCAUAUACAAUAUACUUUUCACAUAAGUUUGGAUAAUAAAAGUUAUACAUAUUUUUCAUAUCUCUUCCAUUUAUUAUAUUUCCAUGGUUUACUAUUAAAUAUUAAUUGGGCUUUAUACCUGGAGCUUUUGUUGGUGCUAUGGCUUGUAUUGGAUUUAUGAAAGAAGUUUCUUAUAUAAAACGUUGUUAAAAGCCUAUUAGUUUAUGGGAAUUCUUUAUAUAUAUGAUUACUCCAGCUUUGGUAUUCUAUCAUGAUUAUCCAAAAACAAAGAAAAUAAGAUUAGUUUAUUGUUUUGCAAAGUUAUUUAAUAUAGCUUAUUUUGAUAUCCUUGGAGCAGUAAUAAUAGCUAAACAUAUUGAACCAGCAAUAAUAGGAACUUCAGAUUAGCUGCUAUAAACAAUAUUAUUAUUAUUCCCAUUAACUGCAUUUUGGAUAGUACUUUUCUUCUUAACCUUUGAAAACAUAUUAAAUUUAUUAGCUGAGAUAACAUAUUUUGGGGAUAGAGAAUUCUAUCAUGAUUGGUAUUACAUAUUAUUUAAUAAUAAGGUGGAAUGCAACAACCUUUGAAGAAUUCAAUGCAAAAUGGAAUACAGUAGUUUAUGCUUUUUUGCAUACCCAUGUAUAUUUAUAAUUUUAAGAAUGGAAAAUACCAAGAGUAUGGUCAAAAGUAUUGACUUUUGCAUUUUCAGCCUUACUUCAUGAGGUAAUAUUGAUAACAGCUUUACGAUAAUUUACUCCUUUUAUGACAUUUAUUAUGUUGCUCCAAGUACCAGUAAUGAUGGCAUUAAGAUUCUUAAAGAAUACUAGGAUAGGAUUAAUUUACUUUUGGUUUAGUUUAUUACAUGGAGUACCAAUUAUCGUUAGUUAUUAUGUAUUGGUUUGA